Molecule: messenger RNA, 348 nt
Organism: Solanum tuberosum (potato)
Lineage: Eukaryota; Viridiplantae; Streptophyta; Magnoliopsida; Solanales; Solanaceae
Product: prophenin-2-like
Exons: 1
Coding region: 1-348 (115 amino acids)
Source: RefSeq, a predicted model, not a curated record
AUGCCUGACCCGAGAAUGCCUGACCCGAGAAUGCCUGACCCGAGGAUACUUGACCCAAUGAUGUUUGACCCAAGAAUGGCUGACCCAACGACACCUUACCCGAGGAUGCCUGACCCGAGGAUUCCUAACCCGAGGAAGGCUGACCCGAGGACGCCUGACCAGAGAAUGCCUGACCCGAGGACGCUAGACCCUAGAAUGCCUGACCCGAGGAUGCCUGACCUGAGGACGCCUGACCCGAGGAUGCCUAACCCGAGAAUGCCUGAUCCCAGAACUCCUGACCCGAGGAUGCCUGACUCGAGGACGCCUGUCCCGAGAAUGUCUUAUUGGAGAAUAUGUCUGACCCGAUAA